AUGUCACAGCCCGUCCAGUCACCACGGCAGAGCAGCGCGAGCAAGCCGCUGCCUAUCAGCCGUGCUCCGAGUCGACACCAAUCCUCCGGUCACGAGAGCCACUUGGCAGGCACAAAACGGCCUCUGCCCGGUUCCUUGACUCGUGAACAUGAUGGCUCACCCUCUGGAAUGCCUUCGAUGCUCAAGAAGAGGCAUUCGUCUUCAUCCCAGACACGCACGCCCACUGCGGCUCGAAGUCGAUCGGCCUCGACGAUUUCCAGAGCAGGUUCUUCUAGAGGGACAUCCCCCACAGACUCGCUUUCUCUACUCGCACUCAACGAUAAUGUCUCUGGCCUCGUCAAAGCUCAGCCGUCGUCCAGCACCAACGACUCGCUCGCCGCCCUCGCGUCGCUAGGCCCAGGCGGCUCGCUGUCUGAUCGCAAUAUGCUUACCUCCUUUAUUCAGAGCGCCCUGCUGGAGAGCUACAUGGGCAAGAUGAGGCGGCGUGAUGAACUGAUAGAGGAGCUACGGCGGUUGUCGAAUGAUGAUUCUCUCAAUCAGCAGUCCGGUCGAUCGCAACAGUCUCAGCAACUAGCGCGAUGGCUCGAAGCGCUAUCAGAAUGCACGAGCAAGCUCGACAAAUCACAUCGCGUCCUCGUCGACGCUAUCCUCACGCUCCCUUGGUUCACUUGGGAGGAACAACCGCGGAGAGCGUGGGGCAAAUUCACGCGAUCGCUUGUACUCGUGCGUAGCGAGUGGCUGGGCAGCGUGUUAGAACGUGCAGUAAAGUCACUGCGCUACAAUACGCUCGUUGGGCUCAAUGUGAAAUCAUCCCAAGACACAGCAGGAGCCCGGCUGCCGCGACCUAGCAGCCUUGUCGGGGGUGCUCUCACACGCCGAGAGGUCUACGAUCGUCAGCAUGGAUUCUUGCACUCUCUGUGCGAUUACAUCCCGACUCUGCCGAGUACGCUCGCGCCCAUACUGCAGACGCACUUUCCUCCCAGACGGGAGCGCAAGGAAUACCACAUGACAUACUAUCGCAACGUGCUCAGAGUGAUCGAGUACUGUCCCGAUCUACUGUCUACCGUUCUCGGUCUCGUCAUCUCCAAAGCCGUCAAGCUUGAUGCUGAAAUCACACAAGAGGUCGAGACUUUGGCGGACGACGAGGGCAAGCUAUCAGAGCAGAUAUUCCAGUGCUCAGCGCGAGAUACAUUUGAUCGACCAAUCGGUGAAUCUGAUGAUUCCGCAGACGACGACAGCAAUGGUAGCGGCGACGAGGCAUUCGACAUGGAGGAUCUGAGCGAUGACGAGGAUCUCAGGGAGGAAGCACAGAAUCUCAUCAAUGCGGAAGAUGAAGCGUUGACUCGACUCAAAGAAACUGUCACCAAGCUCGAUUGUAUCCUGCGAGAGAUCUUCGCGUUCCUCACUGCUCGUGCGGAGCGCACCGUCGCUCAAGGCCGAUCGAGCCCGCUUACCGAAGCUGAGGAGGAUGACGACAGCAGCACCGCAAGCGAAAGCGAGGCUGAUGACGGCGCGAUACUCAGACAGCCACGAUCGCGCACGAUCACCGCCGAAGAUCUCAACGAGCAGAAGCGAGCUGUCUUCGACGCAUUGCUGACCAGCUUCGAUACGCACAUACUGCAGACCUUCAAUACGCGCCAUGUCCAGUUCCUGCUCUUCUGGAGCGUCUCGCUUAGCCCAGAGUAUACCGAUGAUUUCACUGGCGCACUCAUUGAGCGUAUUCUCUUCAAGACUGAUGCUCCAAACUACAUCAGAGUAGCUAGCGCUGCGUAUCUCGGCUCGUUCGUCAGUCGCGCCAAAUUCUUCGAUCAAGAUGGGGCGCGCACGGUCGUCAGGAUCAUGUGUCAGUACAUCUCCGAGCAGCUAUCACACCUCGAGCCUACCCAGAGUGGCUACGUCAUACCAGCCUACGCUCAGUACACCGUCUUUUAUGCGGUCGUACAGGCGGUCAUGUAUAUCUUCUGCUUCCGCUGGCGAGAGCUAUUGCUCGAAGACGAAGAUCCUGUCGGCGAGGCUAUGAGUCCAGAGAUGGGCCCUACCGGCGCACGCGUCUGGCCUCCCGAGCUUGACGCUCUCAAAGCUGCCGUCGACUCACCUCUCAACCCUCUUGCCAUCUGCUCGGCUCCUGUCGUCGAGCAGUUUGCGAGAAUCUCGCAUUCAACUGGUUUGAUGUACUGCUACACUGUCCUCGAGACGAACAAGCGUCAUGCUUCUUCGUCUACGUCGUCGCACGCUUCGCCUACUAAGCCCAAGCCAGGCUCACAGCGAUCCGUCGGUAUUGCCAACCAAGGCCCAGUACAUAACGCGAUGCUCAAGCACGCUCUGGCAGAAGCGCGCUUCGACACCCACUUUCCUUUCGACCCUUUCAAACUACCCCUAUCUGGCGUCUACGUCAACGACCUCUACAGAGAAUGGCGAGACGAGUCUGACGAUACCGAAGAUGAGGACGAUGUGAGCGAAAUGGAGCAGAUCAGCAGCUCUGUGUCGACGAACGCCGAGGCAAUGGAAGCCGCAGAUUCUGUAUCGCCACAUCUAGCACCUUGGCCAGCCUCAAAGCGCAGAUCGGCUGACCUAGGCAGCUCAUUCGGCGCAAUGUCUCUCAGUCCAGAGCCCUUCCUGGCAAAGCGCGAAGCCGCCAUGCCACCCAUGUCUGAGAUCUCAGUGUAA
Messenger RNA from Mixia osmundae IAM 14324, 2667 nucleotides. RefSeq lists its product as uncharacterized. Gene Ontology annotation, cellular component: nucleus. NCBI's taxonomy places the organism in Eukaryota, Fungi, Basidiomycota, Mixiomycetes, Mixiales, Mixiaceae. Gene Ontology annotation, molecular function: RNA polymerase I core binding; RNA polymerase I general transcription initiation factor activity. The transcript has 3 exons. The record is from RefSeq and is a predicted model, not a curated record. Bases 1 to 2667 code for a protein of 888 amino acids. Gene Ontology annotation, biological process: transcription initiation at RNA polymerase I promoter.